AACGGCCGUCCCUCUUGAGCACGGCCUUGCCGGUUUGGCGGGGUGAAAGGUUGCGAAGAUGGCGACGGCCUUGAGCGAGGAGGAGCUGGACAAUGAAGACUAUUACUCGUUGCUGAACGUGCGCAGGGAGGCCUCUUCCGAAGAGCUGAAAGCGGCCUACCGCAGGCUGUGUAUGCUUUACCAUCCUGACAAGCACAGAGACCCGGAGCUCAAAUUGCAGGCGGAGCGACUGUUUAACCUCGUUCACCAGGCUUAUGAAGUGCUCAGUGACCCCCAAACCAGGGCCAUCUACGAUAUCUAUGGCAAGAGAGGACUGGAAAUGGAAGGAUGGGAGGUUGUGGAAAGGAGGAGGACACCAGCCGAAAUCAGAGAAGAGUUUGAGCGGCUGCAGAGAGAAAGGGAAGAGAGGCGGCUGCAGCAGCGAACCAACCCCAAGGGGACCAUCAGCGUUGGCAUCGACGCCACUGACCUUUUUGAUCGCUACGAGGAGGAGUACGAAGAUGUGUCUGGAAGUGGCUUUCCGCAGAUUGAAAUUAACAAGAUGCACAUAUCCCAGUCCAUUGAGGCACCCUUGACAGCUUCAGACACAGCCAUCCUCUCUGGAAGCCUCUCAACCCAGAAUGGGAACGGAGGGGGUUCCAUUAACUUCGCGCUCAGACGAGUCACUUCUGCGAAGGGCUGGGGAGAGUUAGAAUUUGGAGCUGGGGACCUGCAGGGGCCUUUAUUUGGCCUAAAGUUGUUCCGUAAUCUCACACCAAGAUGCUUUGUGACGACAAACUGUGCUCUACAGUUUUCAUCCCGUGGCAUCCGGCCUGGCCUCACCACUGUCCUGGCCCGGAACCUGGACAAGAACACGGUGGGCUACCUGCAGUGGCGCUGGGGCAUCCAGUCGGCCAUGAACACCAGCAUCGUCCGGGACACCAAGACCAGCCACUUCACCGUGGCCCUGCAGCUUGGAAUCCCUCACUCCUUCGCGCUGAUCAGCUAUCAGCACAAAUUCCAGGAUGACGAUCAGACUCGCGUGAAAGGAUCCCUCAAGGCAGGCUUCUUCGGGACGGUGGUGGAGUACGGAGCAGAGAGGAAGAUCUCCAGGCACAGCGUUUUGGGUGCAGCUGUCAGCGUUGGAGUCCCGCAGGGAGUUUCUCUCAAAGUCAAGUUAAACAGGGCCAGUCAGACCUACUUCUUCCCCAUCCACCUGACGGACCAGCUGCUCCCCAGCGCCGUGUUCUAUGCCACCGUGGGGCCCCUCGUGCUCUACUUCGCUCUGCACCGCCUGGUCAUCAGACCCUACCUCAGGGCUCAGAAGGAGAAGGAGCUGGAGAAGCAAAGGGAAAGCACAGCCACCGACAUCCUGCAGAAGAAACAAGAGGCAGAAGCUGCUGUUCAGCUGAUGCAGGAAUCUGUCCGAAGAAUAAUUGAGGCCGAAGAGUCCAGAAUGGGGCUCAUCAUCGUCAACGCCUGGUACGGGAAAUUUGUCAACGACAAGAGCAAGAAGAGCGAGAAGGUGAAGGUGAUUGAUGUGACUGUGCCCCUGCAGUGCCUGGUGAAGGACUCCAAGCUCAUCCUCACGGAGGCCUCCAAGGCCGGGCUGCCUGGGUUCUAUGACCCGUGUGUGGGCGAAGAGAAGAACCUGAAAGUGCUUUACCAGUUCCGAGGUGUCCUGCAUCAGGUGAUGGCGCUCGACAGCGAGACGCUCCGGAUACCAAAGCAGUCUCACAGAAUUGAUACCGAUGGAUAAACUGCUUGAGAAACCAGAUUUAAACGAGGCUACAAAAAAACCUUUCCCUGGGAGUCUACAAAUUUGGAAACAGGAAAAAACUCCAGACGUCAGAUGUGUUUAUUUUAUAUUUCUGUAGAAGGUGGCACUGUAUCAAUUAUGUGAAGGGACCCGCAGGCACCCCGCUUUCCGGGUGCUGUAGGUAGGACUGAGGCAGCCCCACCUGGACCGGAACCACAGCACGGCCCGUGUCUGUUCCCAAGGAUCAUGUCCUGCCAGGAAGGGCCCUGGGCCCCUGGAGCCUCCAGGUCCCUCCCCAGGUUCCUCAGCACGUGUGCCGGCUGCAACCCCCCAGUAGCUCUUGGUCUGCCGUGAGGUACUUAUGAACACCUUGCCCUCACGCAUAGGACUGUGAACUACUCUUCCUGAAAUCCACACUGAACGUGGAAAAUGAAAUGGAAGGAAGGAGUCCCCACGAGCAGAAUCUCCAAAUCAAGUGAGCAUCUGUUCGGUCAACUUCCUGAAAACCACCUUUUCCUGCUGAAAUAUCACUAAGUGAAUCUGGAGAGGAUUGUGUGGGUUUAUAAAUCGGCUUUUUAUCUGAGAACAAAUGGUUUUGGAAAUUAGUCUCUUUUUUCCCCUCCCAGAACUCAAGCCAUUCCACUGGCACCUGGCUUGGGACAGAGGGUGGAACUCCGGGUCCCAGGAGCCACCCGUGUCCUCGCGGGAAAACGCGAUGCCUCCCGCCCCGCCCCACACAGCUCAGCCCCACUAGAGCGCGGGGUUCAGGAGAAGGGGACGCAGGGCUCCGGCGGGCGCCGCUCCCGCUCGCCGCCACCAGGCGGCGCAGCUGCUCCCACGCCUGGCCAGUCCAGCUCUUCCUCACCGGGACCCCUUUUUGGGUGUCUGCUCCCAGGACCCCCCUCCUUCACUUGCCUCUUUUGUGGAUGCAUAAUAUUUCAGGACCAGGAGCCUCCUGCACAGCCUGGCCUGUGAACAGUUACCGGAGGAGCAGAGGCCUGGCUGGUGGUUCUGACAGCCUCUCCGCAGCUACUGUCAAAAUCAGGCUUCAUUCCUGACGUUGGUACCGGAGAAAUCACUCAUAACCCCCUUCCUCCACUUUUAAAACUCAGUUCAGGUUGUCCAGUUCUGUACUAUUUAUCUCCACUUUAAAAAGGUUUCCUGCGAGCUGCCGCUCUGAAUGUACAUCAUGCAAUAACCGUCGCGUUAGCGGAGUGCGACCUCGGCCGCAGCCUGUGUCCCUGCCCGGCGGGCGGGUCACUGUACAGGGGACACACUCUUACCACAAUAAACCUUUCCUGA
Messenger RNA from Globicephala melas (long-finned pilot whale), 3040 nucleotides. RefSeq names its product DnaJ heat shock protein family (Hsp40) member C11 (gene DNAJC11). Lineage: Eukaryota; Metazoa; Chordata; Mammalia; Artiodactyla; Delphinidae. Gene Ontology annotation, biological process: cristae formation. The record is from RefSeq and is a predicted model, not a curated record.